This is a messenger RNA of Ramularia collo-cygni, 1332 nucleotides long. RefSeq lists its product as uncharacterized. Gene Ontology annotation, cellular component: membrane. The transcript has 4 exons. Gene Ontology annotation, molecular function: transmembrane transporter activity. Gene Ontology annotation, biological process: transmembrane transport. NCBI's taxonomy places the organism in Eukaryota, Fungi, Ascomycota, Dothideomycetes, Mycosphaerellales, Mycosphaerellaceae. The record is from RefSeq and is a predicted model, not a curated record. Bases 1 to 1332 code for a protein of 443 amino acids.
AUGCUGCCCAUCYCCGGCGCGUUGGCCGACAGAUUCGGACUAAGAUUCGGAUUCGUGGUUGGGAAUUUCUUCCUUACUGGUGCGAGUGUUCUUUGUGCUGCGGCGCCGAAUAAGAAUGCUUUGAUUGUUGGGAGGGCGUUGUGUGGUAUUGGAGCUGCCUUAUGCACUGCCACGGGACCUCCCAUCGUCAGUCAUCUAUUCCCUGAUGAGAAGACUCGCAAUAAAGCUCUUGCAUUGCUCAUCAUGUGCGGACCUUUGGGCAUGGUUUCAGGGAUGAUCUUCGGAGCUCUUCUUGUCGAGUCGCCCACUGGAUGGCCAGCACUAUUCUGGCUGGGUCUAGCAGUCAACGGCUUCCUCUGCCUCGCCGGUUUCUUGACGAUCCCAGUCUUCUCGGCACCAGUACAGAGCGCACUGCGGGAGUUCGACUUKGGUGGACUCGCCAUUUUCCUCUGUGGUCUUCCACUUCUGAUCUAUGGAGUCAACCGUGGCGAGGCUCAGGGAUGGGCGACUGCUGGUAUCCUCGCUCCUUUAAUCAUCGGAGCACUUCUGUUAUUGUCCUUUCCCUUCUAUGAGCGUCGCUUGCAGAAUCCAUUGAUUCCCAAGCCUUUCUUCAACGACAGUAACAUGGCUCUGAUGGUACUGAACUUUGUCAUCUUCGGCGGUGGCUUCGCAACCUGGUUCUUUCUUGUCACUCAGGUGUUCCUCAACGCCAUGAAGCUCACCGCGCUCAAGUCCGCAAUCUAUCUUCUCCCUGCAGCCGUAGCUUCCAUCUUCUCUGGCGCCCUAGGAAGUUUCCUCAGUACCCGAGUCUCAGCUCGGAUCCAAAUCGGCGGCGCAUACAUCUGGACCGCAGCAUUCACAAUCCCUUGGGCUCUCAUCCAACUCAACGUCCAUCCCGUCUAUAUCUACCUGUUCGCCUUGCUAUACCUAUUUGGCAAUGCACCCGCGGUCGUGCGAGCUCAAGGCGUCACGCUCAGCACCAUCGUGCCUUCCCAGCAUGGACAAGCUACUGCCACGCUGAUGGUAUCAUACCAGGCGGGUAGCGCCAUCAUGCUGGCUUUCGCGAAUGCGAUUGCUGAUGCGUUGACACCGAAGCCACAGACCGCGGAUGGGUUGUUGAAGGGGUAUAGAGGCGCGUACUGGUUCUUGUUUGGUUUUGCGAUUGCUGGACUGUUGGUCUUUGUUUUCUUUUACAAGGAAAACAAGGAGGGCUCAAGUGCACAGGAUGAAGAGCAGGGUUCUUCUGAGCAGGGGGGUAGUAAUGAUUCGGAUCGCAGCAGCGACUUCGAGGGUGUCAAGGCGGAAACUGAAARAGAGAGGGAGAAGGUCUGA